AUGCAUGCAUGCCCUAGAAGUGUGCGGAUCGGCAGCGCGGUGCAGCGCCUGACCCAUGGGGGCUGGGUGCCGAGCUUCUGCCUCCCGCCGUCGGCAGACCCGGUGGGCGCCUAUAUCCACCUCCCAUUCUGCAAGCGCAAGUGCCUGUACUGCGACUUCCCCGUCAUCGCGCUGGGGCGGGCGGUCGACGUCGCCGCCCCCGUCCCCGCCAUCGAGGCCUACGUGGGAUCCCUGGAACGGGAGAUCGCCGCCACGCCCGCCCAGAACCCUCAUCCUCUCCAGAGCGUCUACUUUGGAGGCGGCACCCCUUCAUUGACCCCGCCGCCGCUCGUCGAGCGCCUGCUGCACGCGCUGGAGCGUGCCUACGGCAUCGCCCCCGGCGCCGAGGUCAGCUUCGAGGCCGACCCGGGCACCUUUGACGCGGGCCGCCUGCGCUCCCUCCAAGCGCUGGGCGUCAACCGCCUAAGCGUGGGCGUGCAGGCCUUUCAGGACGACCUGCUGCACCGCUGCGGCCGGUCACACAGUGUGGCCGAGGUCCACGCAGCGAUCGAAGCCAUACACGCCGCAGGCGUGCCGGCCUGGAGCCUGGACCUCAUGUCCGGGCUGCCAGGCUUAGACCCCGGUGCCUGGGCCGCCAGCCUGGAGGCCGCGGUGGCGGCCGCGCCCACCCACGUCUCCGUCUACGACCUGCAGGUGGAGGCGGGGACGCCCUUUGCCGCUAUGUACCGGCCGGGGCAGGAGCCGCUGCCCAGCGACGACGCUGCCGCCGCCAUGUUUGGCCAGGCCAGCGAAUGCCUGCGUGGGGCAGGCUACGAGCACUACGAGAUCAGCAACUACGCCCUGCCGGGCUCCCGCAGCCGGCACAACACCAUGUACUGGUCUGGUAGCUCCUUUUAUGGGUUUGGCAUGGGGGCAGCAUCCUAUCUCCAGGGGCGGAGGUUCAGCCGACCCAAGUCGCUGCCUGCCUAUUUGCGCUGGCUGGAAGCCUACCGGGAAGGCCCCAGGGAAUCUCCUGGCGCAGAACUGCCCCCGGAGAGCAGGAGGGACGUGCUUCUUGACGCCAUCAUGCUUCGCUCCCGGCUCAGAGACGGCGUCUGGCUGACGGUCCUGGAGGACAUCGCCGGGGACAAGCGGCACGAGCCGGCCCUGCUCUCCGCGCUCGAGCCUCAUGUCGCAGCCGGCCUUGCCUGGCUGGAGCGAGACGGCGAGGGAGCUGCCACGCACUUCGGCCUCACCGAUCCCGAGGGUUUCCUGCUUUCCAAUGACGUUGUCAGCGACAUCUUCCUGGCCCUGGACGAGUCCUGA
Auxenochlorella protothecoides is the source of this 1305-nucleotide messenger RNA. Its product is annotated as Oxygen-independent coproporphyrinogen-III oxidase-like protein. The transcript is spliced from 5 exons. Gene Ontology annotation, biological process: porphyrin-containing compound biosynthetic process. Lineage: Eukaryota; Viridiplantae; Chlorophyta; Trebouxiophyceae; Chlorellales; Chlorellaceae. Gene Ontology annotation, cellular component: cytoplasm. The record is from RefSeq and is a predicted model, not a curated record. Bases 1 to 1305 code for a protein of 434 amino acids. Gene Ontology annotation, molecular function: 4 iron, 4 sulfur cluster binding; coproporphyrinogen oxidase activity.